AUGUAUGCGUUGAUGCAAGCAGAGCCGGCCGCCUCCAAAGAGGUCGAGGCGGUCAAGGAGCCGGAAGCUGCCCCUGGCGCCACAGGGCGGCUGCAAGGCCCUGGCGGCCCUGGGGUGCGACAGGAUCAUAGCAAGCAGUUCUUCAUUUGUCGAGAACUCUAUGCCGAGCACAGGGCCAAGACCAUGGCUCCAAGACUCGAGUGGCUGCUGUCCAUUAUUUCUAGCGGGGACGUGCAGCAGCUGAAGCAUUUCAUGGAGGCUUUUUACCGGCAAGGCAAAGAUGCAACGCAAGCUGGAGAAACCUGCAGUCACUGCAACGUGCGAGUGACCACUUCCAAGAACUGGUUCAGAACCAGACAGGCCACGGAUGAGCAGCCGGCCGUCCGCUGCAUGAUUUGUAUGAAGUGGCACUGUGAGCGGCACUGCAAGCAGUUCGUGAAUCUGGGAUUUGCGGCGCAGCUAGUCAAGCUUGAGUGCUGCGAGACAUGUCACAGAGGCGUGGAGGUCCUGCGAUGGCGCCAGGACGCCGUGCCCUCGUGUCUGUCCGACGCUGAACGCCAGCUCACCAGCUUGCAUGCAACGUUGUUUGAGCAGCUCACGAAGCUGCCCACUGCCCUGGCCCAGCUGGAGGGGACCUCACGGCUCUUGGAGGAGUUGCAGAACAGGGGGGACGAACCUUCCCAAGAAUGCUCUCGGGAGGAAUUGCAGGAGUGCUUGGCCGCUAUGAAGCGCAGUCGCCUCGAUGCAGAAGCUGCAGAAGCGGCCAUCGCCCACUCACUGCUUCUCCUGGACGAGCCAUGCAGGGAGGCCAAUGGUCUUUCCAACCCGAAGAAUGGUCAGGUCCGUGAUGGCCUACUAAGGCACGGAAGGCAGCAGCUGGAGCAGCUGAAGCCGCGCCUCAAAGCGGCCUGUACACGGGCGACCCUGACAUCUGCGAAAGCAGAGACCAUGCUGCCGAGAUGCCGCGCGCAAACCACAUAG
Messenger RNA from Symbiodinium necroappetens, 981 nucleotides. The record is from the annotation of a GenBank genome assembly. NCBI's taxonomy places the organism in Eukaryota, Dinophyceae, Suessiales, Symbiodiniaceae.